Molecule: messenger RNA, 6490 nt
Organism: Haliaeetus leucocephalus (bald eagle)
Lineage: Eukaryota; Metazoa; Chordata; Aves; Accipitriformes; Accipitridae
Gene: HDLBP
Product: high density lipoprotein binding protein
Exons: 28
Coding region: 272-4105 (1277 amino acids)
Cellular component (GO): cytoplasm; nucleus
Molecular function (GO): mRNA binding
Source: RefSeq, a predicted model, not a curated record
CGCGCAUGCGUCCGCCCCAUUCCCAUAGCAACCCGCCGGCUAAGGGUACGUGGGGGAGGGACCACCCGUAUGUUGGUAGGUCACGCACAGCCCUUUUCUUUACCAAGAUGGCGGCCGGCCCCUCGGCCUUGUACCCAGCAUAGGCUUCGCUGCGGGCCUACUAGAGCAAAAGCUGGCAGGCUGACAAACGGGCAGCUUACAGGACGGACUCCCUGGCUACUGACCAUUUAGCUGUGGCAUACCCGGAUUGUGUGUGGGUGGGAAGUCGACAAUGAGCUCCGUGGCAGUUUUGACCCAGGAGAGCUUUGCUGAACACCGCAGCGGCCUGACUCAGCAGCAGGUGAAAGUUACAGCUUUAAACUCUGAAGAAGAGAAUGAUCCUCCAACCUACAAGGAAGCCUUCCCUCCGCUCCCUGAGAAAGCACCAUGUUUGGAAGCUGCCCAGGAACCUGCUGGGCCCUGGAGCAAAAUCCGACCAAUAAAGGCUUCUGUCAUCACUCAGGUGUUUCAUGUGCCACUGGAGGAGAGGAAAUACAAGGACAUGAAUCAGUUUGGAGAAGGCGAGCAGGCCAAGAUCUGCCUUGACAUCAUGCAGAAGACAGGAGCUCACCUGGAGCUGUCUCUCGCAAAGGACCAGGGCCUUUCGAUCAUGGUCUCUGGCAAGCUGGAAGCAGUCAUGAAGGCUCGAAAAGAGAUUGUCGCUCGGCUGCAGACUCAGGCUUCAGCGACAGUUGCCAUCCCUAAGGAGCACCACCGUUUUGUCAUUGGAAAGAAUGGCGAGAAACUGCAGGACCUGGAGCUCAAAACUGCAACCAAAAUCCAGAUCCCCCGCCCGGAUGACCCCAGCAACCAGAUCAAGAUCACCGGCACUAAAGAAGGGAUUGAGAAGGCCCGACACGAGAUCCUGCUUAUCUCUGCUGAGCAGGAUAAGCGUGCCGUGGAGCGGCUGGAUGUGGAGAAAGUGUACCACCCUUUCAUAGCUGGCCCUUACAACAAGCUGGUGAGCGAACUCAUGCAGGACACAGGGACGCGCAUCAACAUUCCUCCACCCAGCGUCAACAAGACAGAGAUAGUCUUCACAGGAGAAAAGGAGCAGCUAGCCCAGGCCGUGGCUCGUGUUAAGAAGAUCUAUGAGGAAAAGAAAAAGAAGACUACUACCAUUGCAGUGGAGGUGAAGAAGUCCCAGCACAAGUAUGUCAUCGGCCCCAAGGGGAAUUCCCUGCAGGAGAUCUUGGAGAAAACUGGAGUCUCUGUCGAGAUCCCACCCACUGACAGUAGCUCGGAGACGGUGAUACUGCGAGGCGAGCCUGAAAAGCUUGGGCAAGCAUUGACUGAAGUCUAUGCAAAGGCCAACAGUUUUACCGUCUCCUCGGUCUCUGCCCCCUCUUGGCUUCAUCGUUUCAUUAUUGGAAAGAAAGGACAAAACCUGGCCAAAAUAACUCAGCAGAUGCCAAAGGUUCACAUCGAAUUCACUGAAGGAGAGGAUAAAAUCACUUUGGAAGGACCUACAGAAGAUGUGAAUGUGGCUCAGGAACAGAUUGAAGUCAUGGUCAAGGAUCUGAUCAACCGGAUGGAUUAUGCAGAAAUCAAUGUUGACCACAAAUUCCACCGACACCUCAUUGGCAAGAAUGGAGCUAACAUUAACAGGAUUAAGGACCUCUACAAGGUGUCUGUGCGCAUUCCCCCGGACAAUGAGAAGAGCAACCUGAUCAGAAUUGAAGGAGACCCACAGGGGGUCCAACAGGCCAAGAAAGAGCUGCUGGAACUCGCUUCCCGUAUGGAAAAUGAACGCACCAAGGACCUAAUCAUUGAACAGAAAUUCCACCGGACCAUCAUUGGGCAGAAGGGCGAGCGGAUCCGGGAAAUCCGGGAGAAAUUCCCAGAGGUUAUCAUCAACUUCCCAGACCCUGCGCACAAGAGUGACAUCGUCCAACUUAGAGGUCCCAAAAAUGAGGUGGAGAAGUGCACCAAGUACAUGCAAAAGAUGGUGGCAGACCUGGUUGAAAACAGCUUUUCUAUUUCUGUCCCCAUCUUCAAACAGUUCCACAAGAACAUCAUAGGGAAAGGAGGUGCCAACAUCAAGAAGAUCCGUGAAGAAAGCAACACCAAAAUUGAUCUCCCAGCAGAGAACAGCAACUCAGAGACAAUAGUUAUCACAGGCAAGAGAGCAAAUUGUGAGGCUGCUCGCCACAGAAUUCUUGCCAUCCAGAAGGAGCUGGCCAACAUCACAGAGGUGGAGGUCUCUAUUCCUUCCAAACUGCACAAUUCCCUCAUUGGCGCCAAAGGCCGCUUCAUCCGCUCCAUCAUGGAGGAGUGUGGUGGAGUCCACAUCCACUUCCCCACUGAGGGCUCUGGCAGUGACACCGUCACCAUCAGGGGCCCAGCCCAGGAUGUGGAGAAAGCCAAGAAACAGCUGCUGCACCUGGCAGAGGAGAAGCAUGUUCCAUGGGUAUCUGACUCCUUUCAGCAAACAAAGAGUUACACCGUGGACCUCCGUGCAAAGCCAGAGUACCACAAAUUCCUUAUUGGUAAGGGUGGUGGCAACAUCCGUAAGGUGCGUGACAACACUGGGGCCCGUAUCAUCUUCCCAACCUCUGAGGACAAAGAUCAGGAACUGAUUACUAUCAUGGGAACUGAGGAGGCUGUCAAAGAGGCGCAGAAGGAGUUGGAGGCCCUCAUCAAGAACCUGGAUAAUGUGGUUGAAGACUCCAUGGUGGUUGACCCCAAGCACCACCGCCACUUUGUCAUCCGGAGAGGGCAAGUUCUGCGUGAGAUUGCAGAUGAGUAUGGUGGUGUGAUGGUCAGCUUCCCACGCUCUGGCACCCAGAGCGACAAAGUCACCCUCAAGGGAGCCAAGGACUGUGUGGAGGCAGCCAAGAAACGCAUCCAGGAGAUCAUCGAGGACCUGGAAGCUCAAGUGACAAUUGAAUGCACCAUCCCACAAAAGUUCCACCGCUCCAUUAUGGGCCCCAAAGGAUCCCGGAUCCAGCAGAUCACCCGGGACUAUGGUGUCCAGAUCAAAUUCCCUGACAGGGAGGAGAACCCAGCCCCUGUUGCAGAGCCAGCUCUGCAGGAGAAUGGUGAGGAAGGUGGGGAAGGCAAGGAUGGGAAGGAUGCAGAUCCCAGCUCUCCAAAGAAGUGUGAUAUCAUCAUCAUCUCUGGCCGCAGGGAGAAGUGUGAGGCAGCAAAGGAGGCACUGCAGGCUCUGGUUCCUGUCACCAUUGAGGUAGAAGUUCCCUUUGAUCUUCACCGUUACAUCAUUGGCCAGAAAGGAAGUGGGAUCCGCAAAAUGAUGGAUGAGUUUGAAGUGAACAUCCAGGUCCCUGCUCCUGAGCUGCAGUCAGAUAUCAUCACCAUCACUGGGCUGGCUACCAACCUUGACCGUGCCAAGGCCGGGCUGCUGGAAAGAGUGAAGGAGCUGCAAGCUGAACAAGAGGAUCGGGCCUUGCGAAGCUUCAAGCUGACAGUCACUGUGGAUCCCAAGUAUCAUCCUAAAAUCAUUGGACGGAAGGGAGCAGUGAUCACCCAGAUACGCACAGAGCAUGAGGUCAACAUCCAGUUCCCCGACAAGGAUGAUGAAAGCCAGGCCCAAGACCAGAUCACCAUCACUGGCUAUGAGAAGAAUGCUGAGGCUGCCCGGGAUGCCAUCAUGAAGAUUGUUGGCGAGCUGGAGCAGAUGGUCUCUGAGGAUGUGACUCUGGACCAUCGCGUUCAUGCACGCAUCAUUGGUGCACGUGGUAAAGCCAUCCGCAAAAUCAUGGAUGAGUUCAAGGUGGAUAUUCGCUUUCCCCAGAGUGGAGCUCCUGACCCCAACUGUGUGACUGUGACAGGACUCCCUGAGAAUGUGGAAGAAGCUAUCGAUCAUAUCCUGAACUUGGAGGAGGAAUAUCUUGCAGAUGUGGUGGACAACGAGGCAAUGCAGGUGUAUAUGAAGCCCUCUUCACAUGAAGAGUCCAAGGCCCCAUCCAAGGGCUUUGUGGUGAGAGAUGCCCCCUGGGCCACUGUCAACAAUGAAAAGGCCCCUGAUAUGAGCAGUUCUGAAGACUUCCCCAGCUUCGGGGCUCAAGUGGCCCCCAAGACUCUUCCCUGGGGACCCAAACGAUAAUGACCUGGAAGCAGAAACUCCUCCAGCCCGCUGACCUGACACUAACCUGCCACAAAUACUUCCUGUCUGAAAUCUGACCCAGCGGCUGGAGCACAAGUCAAUUGCCCCAAGAGGUCUCCUAAUGGUGUCUGGAGUGCUAGACCCCAUCCUGCUCCCCUCAGCUAUCACCGUGGCUAGGACCCACCCUCAUCUCUUGAUGGAUAUUCUUUCCUCUUUGGAACAAGACUUCCACUCAGAUUCAAACACUAAAUGUGUGUGUUUUUGUUAGAAACUUCAUAAUUGACUCAAAGUGGCUAAGAUUUGCAGCUUCCCAAGCGCUAGCAGAGCAAUCUGCUCUUUUGAGCAUGUCUUACUAGGCAUUCUCGCCUUCAUUAGGAGACCUCCUUUACUGUGGCUAGGAAUCUACUUCCUGUCUCAUGACCUCAGGAAAUAAAUUUCCUUGACUUUCUAAAGCCAAAACGUUUGCCCUCUUUCCUUUGUGUUUAUCCCAGGCCUUACCUUACCUUUGUAGAGUGCAAUCAACUUUUUUCCUUUUAACUGCCAAAAACUCAUUUAAUGCUGAUAGCUGACUGUGGGGAGAGCUUAAAAUAAUCUAAAAGGUCAGAAACUUGCUUUUUAAAGGAACAAAACCUUCAAUAGGCUGUAGAGGCAGCAGAGAUGGAAGGGACCAGAACAACGUAUGGCUACCCUGGUCAGGUAAACACCUCUGAGUGCAGCACGUAGUGAGCGCGCCCCUGCACCACACCAAGCACAGCCCCAGCCUGCACGCUUGACGAGUCUUCCAGCGCGUGAUGACAGACCCUGCUCCUAGUUCCCUGCGCUCCCUCAUUCACCCUUCCCAACAGCCAACAGUGUGAGCAGGCAGGCGCGCCAGCACUUGAAAAUAUUACCGGGUGGGACAGAUUUGGGUCGGCCAAGGUUGCUGCGGUGGCAUGGCCCAGGAGAAGCUGGUGGGAAGCACAGCCUUGAGAAGCUGUAGUCCUCUGCUAGCACUGCAGCUUCUAGGUAUGAGCGGUAGGGCUACCUAUUACUAUUGCCUUCUUUCUACCUCAAAAGUCAGUAUGAUGGUGGCCUCUCAGUAUAAGUGGGUAAGCAGCUGUUCCAGCUCUUGCCCUGGCACCCAGAGCAGAAGCGUGGAGGAGAAGCAAGAGGAGCCUUUUGUCUCCAGUGGCUGUGGGAGCUCCUCCGGAGGGAAGCUGAGCACGGUGACAAUGAGGCAGGCUGUGAAUCAGAGAGAGCUGUAGGACUGCUUGCUGAGCUAGAACAGGGCUCAGCCCCAAGGCCGUAGGUGCAGCCUUGCCACAGCCUUCAGCUGCAUAGGUUGUGAGUCAGGCUUCUGCUCUGAUGGCAUUGGGGGGCUGAUGGCAUGGUGCCUUGAGCCCUCCCCGAGGCCUCCAUCGUAUGGGUAGUAGAGGGUGAUCCAUGCUCUGUACUCUGGGCCGCUUGCACCUAGGCCCUGCCACGGCUCGCUCAAAGGGGGCUGUGUCCAAGCUCCUCCAGCCAGUAAGAGGAAAACCACGUCUUUGUGGAGGGAGGCAAGGAGCGUGGGAUUUCUGUGUUCCCUCCUUCCCCUGCCUCAGUCCUACAGAGGUUGUAGUCUGAGCCAUUCCUCUAUCCCAGCUGCUUCAGCUCUUGUCCCUAGCCUCUCUUCUCUAGUGCUGCUUUCGGAGCAAAGGCCCAAAACUCUGGCAGGCUGAGCCCAGCAUUCUUGCCUUUCCCUCUGUCUGGCAGGCCUGACAUGCUGAUGCUUCUUCCCGUGCCAGCUCUUCUUGGAAGAGGCUGCUAUGCAGAAGUUGAACCAAAACCUCACAGUGCUCUCCUUAAGUUUGAGAAAUGACUGAAGCUGACUAUGGCCCGUUGCAGGGCACCUGGCUGCCCCUGAAGGACAGGGUGGCCUUUCUUCCAGCACGGGAGACAGGGUGGGUCAGGCAGAACUAGGGUGACACCUUCCCAUCUGCGUCUGUCAGAAAAUGGUUAUUACCCCUGUAGCUUAGGUCUGUCCUACAUCACUGAGCCUAUCACCCCCCUCUUCCUCUUUAAUUCCCCCGCCCCCCCCCCCAUGCCCUCACCAGUUGCACAGCUAGGCUUGAGUUACAUUUGGGGCGCCACCAUCUAGGCUCGUGCCCCACAGCCCGACCCUCCACUCUAAAGAAGGUCAUGAAGUGAUUGUACCUAGUACUGUCCCCCCACCACCCUCCUUCCGCAGCAGACUGUGGCAUGUGUCCAUUUCCUCUCUUUGACGUCUUCCAUAUUGUACGUUUCCAUAGCAAUGAUCCCUUGGCCUUAACUUUGGAAUUUGGAGACUAUAUGCAAACAUGUAAAAAGGCUCAUGAGUAUGGAUGACACUGGAAUUUUAUAAAUUCUAAAAUAAAACCUGAAACAGCU